Molecule: messenger RNA, 1320 nt
Organism: Akanthomyces muscarius
Lineage: Eukaryota; Fungi; Ascomycota; Sordariomycetes; Hypocreales; Cordycipitaceae
Exons: 5
Coding region: 1-1320 (439 amino acids)
Biological process (GO): transmembrane transport
Cellular component (GO): fungal-type vacuole membrane
Molecular function (GO): transmembrane transporter activity
Source: RefSeq, a predicted model, not a curated record
AUGAGCCAAAUCCAAACUCCUACCGCUGCCAGCGGCUCCGAACACACGUUUCGAGCAUGGCUGACUAUAAUGGGGGCCUUCUUCACUUUCUUUUGCAGUGUUGGAUUUCUCAAUGCAUUUGGUGUUUUCCAGGCCUACUACGAAUCACAUCAACUGAGCAACCACUCUAGCUUCGACAUCUCAUGGAUCGGUUCCUUCUCUACUUUUGCGCUUUUUUCCGGUGCUCCUAUCGCUGGUAUCUUGGUUGAUCGUAUCGGACCGACGGCACUUCUCAUAUUCGGCGGCCUGGCAAUGCUUGUUGCAGUCUUCAUGAUUUCGCUUUGCGAGCAGUACUAUCAAUUCUUUCUUGCGCAAGCCGUGCUCCUGGGUGCCAGCAUGUCUUGCCUCUUCUGUCCGGCGAUCGCGACCGUCUCUCGAUAUUUUGACAAGAACAAAGGACUAGCCAUGGGGGUAACGGUGGGAGGAUCGUCCGCCGGGGGGAUCAUCUGGCCGGUUGUGCUAAACGAGCUCCUCAAUAAGAAUGGUGUGAGCUUUGGCUGGACCAUUCGCAUCGUCGGGUUCAUCAUGCUUCCGCUUCUCGUUGCCGCGGUCUUGACCGUCACCCCACCAGCGAAGAACGCCGCUGAUGAUCAACAGCAUCGUGUGUUGACCGAGGAAGAGCAAAGUGACAAAACAGCAGAGGGACAUGGAAGACACAAAAUCCUCCAACAGGGAACCAAGACACAUAAACAAGGCCUCGUCUCGCUCUUGAAAGACACCACCUUCCUGGUGCUCUGCUCGGGGCUUGCCAUUUCGUACCUCGGCAUGUUCAGUCCAUUCUUCUAUGCAACCUCCUACGCGCAGAGUCUAGGCCAUUCCACCAGUUUUGCGUUUUACUUGGUUUCGAUUGUCAAUGCUGCAUCUCUCUUUGGCAGAGUUCUGCCGGGGAUUCUGGCAGAUCGCUAUGGGCAUUUCAACAUCUGCGGUACAGCAGCUCUGCUAUCGGGAGCCACUGCGCUGUGCUGGACCGCAGCAAAGAGCUCCGGGGCGCUUGUUGUAUGGUGUCUAGCAUACGGACUUACGUCCGGUGCUAUUAUGAGUCUGCAGUCGGCUUGCGCGGCUCACCUGGUACCCCCGGAGCUCCACGGCACAGCAGUGGGAUUUCUCAUGGGCUCAGUUGCUUUGACAGCUUUGUUCGGUACCCCCAUUAGUGGCCAGCUGCUCGGAUCCUACGGAUAUCUUGCCUUGUCAAUUUACACAGGGGUAUCCCUUGUUUUGGGUGCCCUUCUCAUCUUUGUGGCGCGGUUCAAAAUGGAGAGGGUAAUAUUUGCACGGCAAUGA